This is a messenger RNA of Heterobilharzia americana, 2222 nucleotides long. NCBI's taxonomy places the organism in Eukaryota, Metazoa, Platyhelminthes, Trematoda, Strigeidida, Schistosomatidae. The record is from the annotation of a GenBank genome assembly.
UCUGAUUCAUUUUCAAUGCAAACCAAUUGUUGGUUGCAUGAUAAUUAUUGUUUUCAACUAACAACAACUUUGACUACCUUAUUUUGAUCAAUAACUACUAGUUGACUAUUUCAUAUAAUACCUUUCAAAGUUUAUAGCCUGUCAUUCUCUUAAUUUCUAUUAGUACAAAAUUCAUGACACUUAUAAUUGGAUUUAUGACCAGUGUCAAUGGAUUAGUUAUUUGUUAAUUAAGAUAGUUUUCAACAAAAUUACAGCUAACAUGAUAAAGAUCAUUCAUAUUUUUUUGGGUGUUUCAAACAAGAGGUGAACACAGGAUAGUUGUGAUAUAAUUGUCCAGUAAACUUUGGAAUAUCGGUAUGGUAAACUAUCAACGUAUAUUUUGACUACAUGUUCUAUUAAUGAUACUGUUGAUUGAUGAUUUUUGGAACAAGAAAUCCUUUUUAUUAUCAUAAAAAUACAUGAUAGUCUGUUUGGUAUUGAAAGAUAAUAGUUCGGUAUACUUUUUUUGUACUUUAUGAGCUGUAUGCAUUGCUUUCACCAUCGUUUUAGGCGAUAACACUUGCAGUAUCCUCAGUAUAAGAGAAUCAGUUCGACUAAUUGAAUUUGGCGGUUACUACACUUACCUGUUCGAAGACUGGUUUCUACAAUGCUAGAAACUUAAGUAGAUCAACUUAUAUUAUCUCAAAAAUCAUAACUUAUGCAUAAGAUAUUGGUGGAAGAAAUUAUUGACUAAAAAUUAUUCAAGAUGUAUAUAAUAAAUUACUUAAAAGAUCAAAAUUUAAAUUGGAAAUUUACAACAUUUCCUGGACUAUGGCAAUUUAAAACUGUUGAAUCAUCAUUUUCUGGAUUAGUAUUUAAUCAUCCAAGACCAGUGGAUUUCAUUAGAUCUCAAUGGAAUUGCUUUGCACCGAAAUACUUCACAGUGUAUCGUGUACUAUUGGCAAUUAUUCUAUUUGCAUGGAUGAUAUGGGAUAUAACAAGAGAAACAGUGAAAUAUUUUCAUCAUAUUGGAUAUACUUGGUUUACUUAUGCAACUAAUUGGACAUUUAUGGUAUUUGUAUUCAUUCACAUAAUAUUGGCUAUCUGUUGUCUGAUUUACAAUAUAAAAUAUUUUCCAAGUGAACCAAGAUUUUAUCAACCAAUAUGGUUUCUUUAUAAUUUGGCAUCAACAUCUGUAUUGGUGAUUUGUGUCGUCUUUUGGUUCGCAUUAUCUAAUAGUUCAAUGGAUGUGUUUACAAGUUGGCAAGGUCGGGUUAAACAUUCGUUAACUGGAAUCAUAGUUUUGAUUGAUUUAUGCUUAUGUGCAAUACCAGUUCGUAUGCUGCACGUCAUCUAUCCUUUUACAGCUGGUCUCCUGUAUUGUUUUUUCACUUAUUUGUUCUGGUUAUUUCGUGGUAAAGGUGCUUAUGGUAUAGGACAAAUUUAUCCAGGUAUUGAAUGGGAUAAACCAAAAUCUACUUCGCUAGCAUGUCUUAGCGGUUUGAUGACGUCUAUUUUAUGUCAUGUCGUUCUUUAUAUCGUUUAUUUUGCACGUGUGAAAAUAAGCGCUAAAAUUGGUGGUCGAGGUUAUAUACUUGUUAAAGAAGCAAAUGAACAACAAGGUUAUGACAAUAUGGAAUUUAAUUUAAACGAUGAAAUUGGUCAACAAGAAAAACAAACUUCAAUAAAGCCAAGUAAUCUACAAAAUCCACUAACAAUAUCACAAAAAUAUGGGACAGUUGAAUGAAAAUUAAUUUUUCUUUUCUUUAAUAUUCUUGGUGAAAAGAUUGACAUCUGAUGACUAUCACUAUAUUUAAAUAAAAUAAUUCUUGUAUGUUAUGAUGUACUAUCAUAUUGUUUAUUUGGUAAUAGAUGGAAUGUAAAAUUAUGCAUAUAUGUAUAGCAUUAUCAAAUACGCUAUUUAUCGUACAUUUGAAACUAUAUUGGUAUUGUGAAUGUUUAAAAUCACACAGCACUUGUCAACUCUUGUAUAUACAAAUGCUGAACAAGUUAAGAAGGUAUGUUCAGUGAAGACGAUUCAAAAGUCAUAUCUUUCAAAUUAUAUACUUGACGUCCACAUGAAGAACGUAGAGGAGUAACUUCCUGUACUAAGUGUAAAAUGGUGAUUUAUGUUGUAAUUACAAUUCCGAGAUCCACAAUUUUGUCGAUGUAUUUUCAUACAUAUCACAUCAUACUCUCGUACAUAUGCUUAAUCAAUAACAAUGUACUUCGUCUUCUCUUUC